Molecule: messenger RNA, 828 nt
Organism: Nothoprocta perdicaria
Lineage: Eukaryota; Metazoa; Chordata; Aves; Tinamiformes; Tinamidae
Gene: CS
Product: citrate synthase
Exons: 5
Coding region: 15-809 (264 amino acids)
Biological process (GO): carbohydrate metabolic process; tricarboxylic acid cycle
Cellular component (GO): mitochondrial matrix
Source: RefSeq, a predicted model, not a curated record
UCUACGAGGACGCCAUGGACCUCAUCGCCAAGCUGCCGUGCAUCGCCGCGAAGAUCUACCGCAACCUGUACCGCGAGGGCGGCAGCAUCGGGGCCAUCGACCCCGAGCUCGACUGGUCGCACAACUUCAGCAACAUGCUGGGCUACAGCGACCCGCAGUUCAUCGAGCUGCUGCGCCUCUACCUCACCAUCCACAGUGACCACGAGGGCGGCAACGUGAGCGCCCACACCAGCCACCUGGUGGGCAGCGCCCUCUCGGACCCCUACCUCGCCUUCGCCGCCGCCAUGAACGGGCUGGCCGGGCCGCUGCACGGCCUCGCCAACCAGGAGGUGCUGCUGUGGCUGACGAACCUGCAGAAGGAGCUGGGCCAGGAGGUGUCGGACGAGAAGCUGCGGGACUUCAUCUGGAACACGCUCAACUCGGGCCGGGUGGUGCCGGGCUACGGGCACGCGGUGCUGCGCAAGACGGACCCGCGCUACACCUGCCAGCGCGAGUUCGCCCUCAAGCACCUGCCCUCGGACCCGCUCUUCAAGCUGGUGGCGCAGCUCUACAAGAUCGUGCCCAACGUGCUGCUGGAGCAGGGCAAGGCCAAGAACCCCUGGCCCAACGUGGACGCGCACAGCGGGGUCCUGCUGCAGUACUACGGCCUGACGGAGAUGAACUACUACACGGUGCUGUUCGGGGUGUCGCGCGCGCUGGGCGUGCUGGCGCAGCUCGUGUGGAGCCGGGCGCUCGGCUUCCCCCUCGAGCGCCCCAAGUCCAUGAGCACCAAGGGCCUCAUGCAGCUCGUGGGCUACAAGUCGGCCUGAAAGGGACCGGGCGGCGCCG